This is a messenger RNA of Ochlerotatus camptorhynchus, 2052 nucleotides long. RefSeq names its product putative fatty acyl-CoA reductase CG5065. Gene Ontology annotation, cellular component: peroxisome. NCBI's taxonomy places the organism in Eukaryota, Metazoa, Arthropoda, Insecta, Diptera, Culicidae. The transcript has 12 exons. Gene Ontology annotation, molecular function: alcohol-forming very long-chain fatty acyl-CoA reductase (NADP+) activity. The record is from RefSeq and is a predicted model, not a curated record. The coding region runs from base 323 to 1918 and encodes 531 amino acids. Gene Ontology annotation, biological process: long-chain fatty-acyl-CoA metabolic process.
AGAUCAGUGCAAAUUUUGGAAUGGAUGGCUUGAUGUUUAUUGGAUAAGAAAUCUUGUGUAAAAUAUAAUUAUUGUAUUAUUUAAUGUCAUGUACAAUGUAUUUAAUUAAAAGUGACUCGCGAAGCUAAAAUGUGACUUCUUCAUAGAUUUAAGUAGGUUGAUCUGGAAUGAAGAUUAUUGCACUAGUCGAGGCUGCACCUGUUUCGUGAAUCUAUUAAACUGUAUAAUAGUAUGUGACGUGACAGGAAGCAAUCCAUCGAAAUUUAAUCAUCAAAUAAUAACACUUAAUUUGAUGAUAUUGGAGUAAAUAGUUUAAUCAAUCAUGGCUUCCAAAUUGAGCGCAGAAGGCAGAGCCAACGAAAGUUCAGCGAAGGAUAAAAAAUACAUUUCCGUUGCCGAAUUUUAUCAUGGUAGGAGUAUCUUCAUUACCGGAGGCACAGGCUUUAUGGGAAAGGUUCUCAUUGAAAAAUUGCUACGUUCUUGCCCAGGAAUAAAAAAUAUCUUCAUAUUGAUUCGUCCGAAACGAGGUCAAGAUAUAUCGUCCAGGUUGACGGAAAUCCUCAAUAGUCCGCUGUUCGACCGAAUCCGGAGUGAGAAUCCAGCCAACCUAAAAAAAGUCAUUCCAAUAAAUGGCGAUAUUACGUUAAAUGAACUUGGAAUAUCGGAAAUUGAUCAGAUAACGAUAUGUCAAGAAGUGUCCAUAGUAUUCCAUUCCGCUGCUACAGUUAAAUUUGAUGAAAAAAUCAAGCAAUCCGUUACGAUUAAUAUGGUAGGGACAAAACAAUUGAUGGAACUAUGUCACCGAAUGCUGUGCUUGGAUGCGUUGGUGCAUGUAUCGACAGCAUACUGUAAUUGCGAUAAAAAAGAGGUCACUGAAAUUAUAUACCCUCCACCAUACAAUCCGGACGAUAUUAUUCAACUGGUCAGAUGGUUCCCUGAGGAUAUACUGGAAAAGCUAACGCCAUCAUUGAUCGGUAACAGGCCAAAUAGCUACACAUUCACCAAGGCUAUGGCAGAACAUAUGCUGCUCAAAGAAGCAAAAGGCCUUCCUGUUUCGAUAGUUAGACCUUCCAUAGUUCUUUCCAGUUUCAAAGAACCAGUCAGUGGAUGGGUAGAUAACUUUAACGGUCCAACUGGUAUUGUCUCGGCUGUCAGCAAAGGUUUAUUCAGAACCAUAUUGUGUGAGGAAUCCUGCGUAGCGGAUUUGAUUCCUGUUGAUUUAGUCAUAAACCUCAUGAUAGUAACUGCUUGGUAUACUGCAUCUCGGAAAGGCGCAAACAAUAUCACAGUUUACAAUUGCACAAGUGGCAUUGAUAAUCCUAUAACCUGGGGAUCUUUUGUACGUAUGUGCAUAGAUAAUAUGAGAAAACACCCUGUCGAGGGCGUUCUGUGGUUUCCAACGGGGAACCUGCGUACCAAUAAAGCGUUGAAUUUGAUUCAUGGUUUUGUAGUACAUUUCAUUCCGGCUAUUCUAUUAGAUUUAAUUUCUAUCGCAACUGGACGAAAACCAAUUAUGAAGAUCGUUCAAAUGAAACUGGGUAAAGCCGCAACAUGUUUGCAAUAUUUUACUAAUGCUCAGUGGCGCUUCCGUAACGAUAAUGUAAAGCAUCUAUUGACUCAUCUGAGUUCCGAAGAUAGAAAUACAUUCCAAUUUGAUGUCGGCACGAUUGAUUGGCACGAGUACAUCGAAAAAUAUGUACUAGGCUUUCGCGAAUACUUGUUCAAACAAAAUCCUCUGUCUCUAGAAAAAUGUAGAAAUAAUAUGUACAAAUUGUAUAUUGUACAUCAGUUAUUCAAACUAGUAAUGAUCGGAUGCAUGUGGCGAUUUCUUCUGAAAAAAUCGGAUCGGUUACGUACUAUUUGGUCGAAGCUUCUAAAUGCUUUCGCACGAGUUAUCAACGUAUUAGCUCUUUUCUAAUAUUUUGUUCAUCUAGAAAAUGAGAGGGGGUUGCAACAUCUAUUUAAUUUAUUAGUCCAUAUGUAUAUUUAUUCCAAACAUGAGAAUUUAUCCGGGCAGAAGAUAACAUGCAUAAUACAACAAUACCAAGUGAA